This is a messenger RNA of Penicillium angulare, 4155 nucleotides long. RefSeq names its product Oligopeptide transporter OPT superfamily. The transcript is spliced from 12 exons. Gene Ontology annotation, molecular function: oligopeptide transmembrane transporter activity. NCBI's taxonomy places the organism in Eukaryota, Fungi, Ascomycota, Eurotiomycetes, Eurotiales, Aspergillaceae. The record is from RefSeq and is a predicted model, not a curated record. The coding region runs from base 1 to 4155 and encodes 1384 amino acids. Gene Ontology annotation, biological process: transmembrane transport.
AUGUCUAAAGAACUAGAAGAGCUGGUGGAGUUUCUUCACCACGGAAAUACCCAGAUCCGCCAAAUUGCUUGCGAAACCCUUGUCGCAUUCUCCACAACUCAGCCGAACUUAUUCAAGCGCGAUCAAUUACUUCCGAUCCGGGAUUUAAAGCUUCUCACCCGCGAUUAUCCUCCCAUAGCAGCAAAUGCAUUGAGUAUCCUGGUGAAUCUGUCCGCAGAUGAGGAGAUCUUGAAGAACCUGACUGAGGAUGAUGAAUAUAUCGAGGUCCUCCUGUCCAAACUCACGAGCACCGAAGAUCCCAAUGUCGACGAUGUCGCUCCCCUCUUCGCCAACCUGAUCAAAUCCGACCGUCUCCAAUCCCUAAACUCCAUGAAGCGCAAAAUUCCCGAGGGGGUCUCAACAUCUGAAUAUGCCAUUGACCAGCUGAUGGACUGCUUCGUAAAGGGAGCUGAAGGUGACCUCAACAAGCACGGCAAUUAUGACUACCUCUCCUACGUUUUUGCCGACUUGUCUCAGACAGAACAAGGACGAGCCUAUUUCACCACUCGCCAAAAAUACGAUGAUGUCGUCCCUAUUACCAAGUUGACUGUCUUCACGGAACAUACGAGUCAUGUUCGUCGCAAGGGUGUCGCCUCUACCAUUAAGAAUGUGGCCUUUGAUGUCCCCUUCCACUCUAUGUUGUUUGCCGAAGACGAGGCCAAUCUCCUUCCUUACCUCCUUUUGCCCAUUGCCGGCCCCGAAGAGUUCUCCGAUGAAGAUAUGCUCUCCAUGCUGCCUGACCUUCAAUUGCUACCACCGGACAAGAAACGAGACAGCGAUCCGACUAUCCUCACCACCCAUCUCGAAACUCUUCUCCUGUUGACCACAACCCGUGAAGGCCGAGAGAAAAUGCGCGCGGUGGCUGUCUACCCCUUCAUUCGCGAGUGUCAUCUGAACGUGGAAGAUGAGGAGGUCCGGGAAGCCUGCGAUCGAUUGGUGCAGGUAUUGAUGCGUGAUGAAGAAGGCGAGGGAGACAAGACUGAUGCCGAUCUGGCUAAAGCACAAGGACAGAUCGAGGCACCUCCAGCAAAUGAAGAUGAGACAACGCGGAAGCUGUCUUGUCCCCCGAACUUGAGGGGCGAGACGCUUCCCGCUGAAUUGAAUCAAACUGAAUCAUUAAAUCGUGACAAUCGUGACUACAACGAUAACGAAAGCUGCAAUUGCGAUCAAGAUCAAUCGGGUCAGAACUGCAGGGACGACGGAGAUGGAAACUGCAACUCGGACCUUGAAUUAGACCUUGACGCUGACCUUGAUCUGGAUCUGCAUCCCGAUCAUACGCUUCCGCCCGACGAUUCCACGUCAAUCGCUCAGCGUUUCCGUACCCUGAUGUCGCGCGCGCCUUUGAUCCGGACGUCACCCGCCCUGGGCUCAACCUCGUACGGUGCUGUACGUAUUCCACAUGAUUCCGAUGACGAUAGUCAAUUGCCGGAUCGACGGAAGAAUUCCCGUAGAGCGUUGAAUGGGGAUUCGCUACGGACAAGCUUGGAGAGUUGUGCUGAGGGGCCUUCGAAUGAAGCACGACAACGGACUAGCGGUCGCCGAAGAAGCAAUGGUUGGGCGAGGAGUAGUCACACUCGACGGCCAUCAUCGGCCACCUCGGACGUGGGCUUGGGGCCGGAUUCAAAAUUCUCGUUUGCAACGGGGUUGGCCGUACCUGGGAAUUCGGUGAUUCAAGAUACCCCGGUUUCUUCCCCGUAUAUGACAAGCGAUGAAGAGGAUACAUUAGAUAUGGAUGAUGAAGCCUCCAAAUCUUCCGAGGAAGAUCCUCCCGACAAUUCUCCAUACGCUCAAGUUCGAGCAGCGGUCCCAGCAACCGACGAUAUAAGACUUUCUAUAAAUACACCCCGCAUGUGGAUACUCUCAUUGAUUUUUUCACUCACAGGAUCCGCUGCAAAUCUUUUCUUUUCUCUCCGUUAUCCAAGUGUUGCGAUUACGCCAAUCAUCGCUUUGGUUCUAGUUCACCCACUGGGCAAAUUCUGGGAUGUAGCGUUGAAAAGAUCCAAUGAUCCAAUAGAAGUCUUUGAGAACGGCACGCUUGAUCACCGAGAAUCUUUCUCCGGUGAUCUUGAACAGGCAGAUCGUUCAUGGAUUUCUCGCAUUCGUCUCUGGCUGGCCCAGGGGCGUUGGAAUGAGAAGGAACAUGCAUGUGUCUAUAUCAGCAGUAACGUUUCGUUUGGAUUUGCUUUUGCUACAGACGUCAUCGUGGAGCAACAUAAAUUUUACCAGCAAGAAGUUCCAAUUCUAUACCAAUUGCUCCUCAUCAUCUCGACACAAGUUCUGGGAUACGCUUUUGCUGGCUUGACUAGACGAUUUUUGGUCCGACCCUCCGCGAUGAUCUGGCCGGGAACUCUCAUGUCCACUGCCAUGUUCUCCACUAUGCAUAAAACCGCCAACAAGAGAGCCAACGGAUGGAGUAUCUCACGAUACAAGUUUUUUAUCCUUGUGUGGACAGGAGCCUUCUUGUGGUACUUUGUGCCAGGGUUACUGAUGCCCGCGCUCAGUUACUUCAACGUCAUCACAUGGUUCGCCCCAAAAAAUGUGGUCGUCUCUAAUCUUUUUGGCGUGGCUUCGGGUCUCGGAAUGUUUCCCUUAACGUUUGAUUGGGCUCAAAUCGCCUACAUUGGUUCGCCUUUAUUAACGCCGUGGUGGGCUGCAGCCAACAUUCUGACCGGCCUGGUGGUUGUUAUAUGGAUAAUCGCUCCAAUUCUAUAUUACAAAAAUGUGUUAUACUCUGCCUUCAUGCCCAUUCUAUCGGCAGCUGUUUUUGAUAACGAGGGCCAUCCGUACAAUGUCAGCCGAAUUUUGACCUCCGAUUUCUUAUUUGACGAGAAAGCAUAUCAGGAAUAUUCACCAGUCUAUCUCCCAAUCACAUACGUGCUUUCCUAUGGUGUUCAGUUUGCUGCUUUAACAUCCCUGGUAACACACACUGUGUGCUGGUAUGGCAAGGAUAUUUGGCAACAGACCCGACGAGCUUUUGAGGAACGACGUGAGCUUCCUGGAAUGGAAACAUACGAACCAUUGUGGAGCGAGAACGGCCAGCCACAGCCUCGACGGAGUCAUGAUAUCUCUCGAGAUAGUUCGCACGAGGCCAGUCGAGAAAUCCCUCUGGGCAUGGAAGAUGUCCACUGUCGUUUGAUGAGACGAUACAAAGAUGCCCCACUCACGUGGUAUCUCAUAGUACUCGUUACCAUGCUUGCCACUGCUACAUUCACUGUGGAACACUACCCAGUUCACCUACCCUGGUACGGAUUAUUCCUGGCCCUAGGAAUCACCAGCAUUUUCUUCAUCCCAGUCGGUAUCAUAAUGGCUGUCACAAACCAACAUAGCAGCCUUUAUCUAAUCUGCCAGCUUCUUUGUGGCAUCGUCUUUCCUGGACGACCUAUUGCGAAUAUGAUUUUUGUCACUUACUCUUACAUCAGUUCAGCUCAAGGUAUCAAGUUCUCAUCCGAUCUCAAACUUGGUCAUUACAUGAAGAUCCCACCUCGAAUUCUGUUUGGGGUCCAGAUGGUCGCUACUCUGGUGUCCAGCCUCACCCAGAUUGGUGUACUGAAUUGGAUGUUCACCCAUAUCCCCAAGCUGUGCACCCCUGAAGCUUUAAACGGCUUCAACUGUCCGAUAGCACGUGUACAUUUCAAUGGAAGUAUUCUCUGGGGUGUCGUGGGCCCCCAAAGAUUCUUUGGUCCCGAUGGGCUCUACCGGCCCUUGGUGUGGGCAUUUUUGAUUGGUGCCAUGGCCCCCCUGGGCGCCUGGUUACUUGGUCGACACAGCAAGAAAAGUUUCUGGCGCAAGGUCAACUUCCCCAUUCUCUUUGGCAGUCUUAGUUGGAUCCCACCUGCUACAGGAUUGAACUUCUCUGUAUGGGCAUUAGUGUGCUUUGUGUUUAAUUACGUGAUCCGACGCCGCAAGACCGCUUGGUGGGAGAAAUAUGCGAUGACCCUUUCCGCAGCCAUGGAUUCAGGACUCGCAUUCGCCGUUAUAGUCGUGUUCUUUGCGCUUGUCUACCCAGGUUUCGUUGCGAAUUUCAAGUGGUGGGGAACAGAGAUCUACAAGCAGGGCUGUGACUGGAUCGCCUGCCCUUAUCGACAACUAGAACCAGGGCAGAAGUUCGGAAAUUAG